Molecule: messenger RNA, 363 nt
Organism: Lasiodiplodia theobromae
Lineage: Eukaryota; Fungi; Ascomycota; Dothideomycetes; Botryosphaeriales; Botryosphaeriaceae
Product: DNA-repair protein Rad2 protein
Exons: 2
Coding region: 1-363 (120 amino acids)
Cellular component (GO): nucleus; cytoplasm
Molecular function (GO): 5'-flap endonuclease activity; 5'-3' exonuclease activity
Source: RefSeq, a predicted model, not a curated record
AUGAGCAUCUACAGCUUCCUGAUCGCCGUGCGCUCCGAUGGCCAGCAGCUCAUGAACGAGGCGGGCGAGACCACCUCUCACAUUAUAGGUAUGUUCUACCGCAUACUGCGCAUGGUCGACAACGGCAUCAAGCCGCUCUACGUCUUCGACGACGCCCCGCCCAAGCUCCAGUCGGGCGAGCUGGCCAAGUGCUUCCAGCGCAAGUCCAAGGCCCAAGAAGCCCACCAGGAGGCCAAGGAGACCGGCACCGCCGAGGAAGUCGAAAAGCUCUCGAGGCGCGCUUCUUGGAUAUCGCCUCACUCCGCGGCCCAUCAGGAAUGCCAGCUCAUCCGGCAGCUCACCCAUCGCUCAUUCGGCGGUUGA